Molecule: messenger RNA, 2662 nt
Organism: Physeter macrocephalus (sperm whale)
Lineage: Eukaryota; Metazoa; Chordata; Mammalia; Artiodactyla; Physeteridae
Gene: KCNC2
Product: potassium voltage-gated channel subfamily C member 2
Exons: 4
Coding region: 1-1839 (612 amino acids)
Biological process (GO): potassium ion transmembrane transport; protein homooligomerization
Cellular component (GO): dendrite membrane; voltage-gated potassium channel complex; postsynaptic membrane
Molecular function (GO): delayed rectifier potassium channel activity; protein binding
Source: RefSeq, a predicted model, not a curated record
AUGGGCAAGAUCGAGAACAACGAGAGGGUGAUCCUCAAUGUCGGGGGCACCCGGCACGAAACCUACCGCAGCACCCUCAAGACCCUGCCCGGGACGCGCCUGGCCCUUCUCGCCGCCUCCGAGCCCCAGGGCGACUGCCUGAAGGCGGCGGGCGACAAGCUGCAGCCGUCGCCCCCUCCGUUCUCGCCGCCGCCGCCGCGACCGCCCCCGCUGUCCCCUGGGCCGGGCGGCUGCUUCGAGGGCGGCGCGGGCAACUGCAGCGCCCGCGGCGGCGGCGACCACCCCCGGGGCAGCCGCGAGUUCUUCUUCGACCGGCACCCGGGCGUCUUCGCCUAUGUGCUCAACUACUACCGCACCGGCAAGCUGCACUGCCCCGCCGACGUGUGCGGGCCGCUGUUCGAGGAGGAGCUGGCCUUCUGGGGCAUCGACGAGACCGACGUGGAGCCCUGCUGCUGGAUGACUUACCGGCAACACCGCGACGCCGAAGAGGCGCUCGACAUCUUCGAGACCCCCGACCUCAUCGGCGGCGACCCUGGCGACGACGAGGACCUGGCGGCCAAGAGGCUGGGCAUCGAGGACGCCGCGGGCCUGGGGGGCCCCGACGGCAAGUCCGGCCGCUGGAGGAGGCUGCAGCCCCGCAUGUGGGCCCUCUUUGAGGACCCCUACUCGUCCAGAGCCGCCAGGUUUAUUGCUUUUGCUUCUUUAUUCUUCAUCCUGGUUUCAAUCACAACUUUUUGCCUGGAGACACAUGAAGCUUUCAAUAUUGUUAAAAACAAGACAGAACCAGUCAUCAAUGGCACAAGUGUCGUUCUACAGUAUGAAAUCGAAACGGAUCCUGCCUUGACUUAUGUAGAAGGAGUGUGCGUGGUAUGGUUUACUUUUGAAUUUUUAGUCCGUAUUGUUUUUUCCCCCAAUAAACUUGAAUUCAUCAAAAACCUCUUGAAUAUCAUUGACUUUGUGGCCAUCCUACCCUUCUACUUAGAGGUGGGACUCAGUGGGCUGUCAUCCAAAGCUGCUAAAGAUGUACUUGGCUUCCUCAGGGUUGUCAGGUUUGUGAGGAUCCUGAGAAUCUUCAAGCUUACCCGCCAUUUUGUAGGUCUGAGGGUGCUUGGACACACUCUUCGAGCAAGUACUAAUGAAUUUUUGCUGCUGAUCAUCUUCCUGGCUCUAGGAGUUUUGAUAUUUGCUACUAUGAUCUACUAUGCGGAGAGAGUAGGAGCUCAACCCAAUGACCCUUCAGCUAGUGAGCACACGCAGUUCAAAAACAUUCCUAUUGGGUUCUGGUGGGCUGUAGUGACCAUGACUACCUUGGGCUAUGGAGAUAUGUACCCCCAAACGUGGUCAGGGAUGCUUGUGGGAGCCCUGUGUGCUCUGGCUGGAGUACUGACAAUAGCCAUGCCAGUGCCUGUCAUUGUCAACAAUUUUGGAAUGUACUACUCCUUGGCAAUGGCGAAGCAGAAACUUCCAAGAAAAAGAAAGAAGCACAUCCCUCCUGCCCCUCAGGCAACCUCGCCUACUUUUUGCAAGACAGAAUUAAAUAUGGCCUGUAAUAGCACACAGGGUGACACAUGUCUGGGCAAAGACAAUCGGCUUCUGGAACAUAACAGAUCAGUGUUAUCAGGUGACGACAGUACAGGAAGUGAGCCGCCAUUAUCACCCCCAGAAAGGCUCCCCAUCAGACGCUCUAGUACCAGAGACAAACACAGAAGAGGGGAAACAUGUUUCCUACUGACGACAGGUGAUUACACGUGUGCUUCUGAUGGAGGGAUCAGGAAAGAUAACUGCAAAGAGGUUGUCAUUACUGGUUACACGCAAGCUGAGGCCAGAUCUCUUACUUAAUGGCUUGGGGAAGGCACAAAACAUGAGAGAAAGGUAACUGCCAGCCAGGCUUGCAUUGUUUAGAUAGGAAUUGCUGCUUGGUACUAGAGUCAUAUAUAUUUUUUUAAUCCCAGAAUUUGUCAUCAUUUUUAGAGGCAGAGUGCCAAGUAUCAUUCAAAGCUCUUUUCAUUUUUACCCCCUUCCUUUAUUUUAAUUAUUAAUUUUUUUGCAAACAACAAGGAGCAUUGUUGUUCACAGGAAGCUUUCUUGACCAGCCUUAAAUUUCUGACUCACAGGAUUAAUCAGAUUUCCAGGCAGUAUUUAAUCAGGUGCUUUGUCCUGUAUGUUGUUCUGUCCGUUUGUCUUAGCUCCCUGUCUUAAGUGUAUAUGCCAUCUGUCUCCAUGAAGCACAGAAAUGCCUUGAUAAGGUGUUCAUGAUUUUAAUACUGGGUCUUCUCCCCUGCCCCUUGCCUUCUUUGUUACUUGGAACAAGACUCUCUGCUUGUUCACUCCAAUGAAACCCCCAGGGUGUCUUAUUCAGUCCAAGUGGAAGAAAUUCUGUUUACACACCCCUACAAAUGCAAUAGCAGUAGUGUGUCUGGUGUACUGGGCAUGAGAGGGAGGAAAAAUGUUAUACUAUAAAUUGAGAGAUAAACAAUAUUUCUAAGGCAUUUAGGAUCCUAGAGACUGCUAAUUCCUAAUGCUCAUGUUUAUUUUCAGUUAGGAAGACAAUUGUCACUUUUAUGAUUGGCCACAUAACAAGUACUACUUUAUAUUCCCAAGUCCUAGAGCAUGACCUGCAUGUCAAAGACCUUGUACAGCAAUGUAUUUACCCAGAUAUAAA